This is a messenger RNA of Biomphalaria glabrata, 5459 nucleotides long. RefSeq names its product tripartite motif-containing protein 2-like. Gene Ontology annotation, biological process: proteasome-mediated ubiquitin-dependent protein catabolic process; protein polyubiquitination. The transcript is spliced from 2 exons. Lineage: Eukaryota; Metazoa; Mollusca; Gastropoda; Planorbidae. The coding region runs from base 20 to 1906 and encodes 628 amino acids. The record is from RefSeq and is a predicted model, not a curated record. Gene Ontology annotation, molecular function: ubiquitin protein ligase activity; metal ion binding; protein binding.
UUUAAAUUGGCCAGAACCCAUGAACAAUGGUUUUGAAAGCGGAAAUAUAGGAAUGAAUAUAAACAAAAUGUCGACGACAACGCUAACUAAUCAGAUUAAGGAGGAGCACUUAACCUGCACUAUCUGUUUAAAUAACUUUAUUAAACCGAAGGCGUUACCGUGCCUUCAUACAUAUUGUGAACUAUGUCUGUACGACUACAUUGUUAGCCGUGGCUACGACAGUAAAGGUAUUUUCCCCUGCCCAACUUGUAGAGCUGAUACCAAAAUGCCCGCAAACGGAGUUGAAGGGUUUCCGAAUAACCACUUAAUGUCAUCUUUAUCUGAUACAGUUGAGAAUGCCAGCCACAUGCGUCCUGUACCGAAACCUAGAAAAUCACUUGGUGUUACACAACCAGUACCAGAGAAAGAGCAAGACCUAAAUCUAGAUGAUGGAAAUAGUAAGUUAAGUAAGGGAAAUCAGAUUCAAUCUACUCAUCCUUCGCCUAAUAACAGUCUAACCAAUAAACAUUUAGACUUAGAAGGAUCUUCUAAUUUAUCUAAAGUAUGUUCAAAUGAUAUAGAUUUAGACUGGACGGUAGGACCCAGACAAAUGCCGACAGCUCCUGGGGCUUCAGAAGACAGUUGUAAAAGUAAAACUAAAGAUGUAUCGCAAAAUUUUGGUGUAAGUUCACUGCCGAAAACUGAUCACACAUCAGGUAGUUCUAAUCCAAGUAUAGGAUUGUAUCCUGCUCAUUCGCCACCACAUUAUCAACCAGAAGAUCACAUCUACUCUAAUGAGCACAUUUAUUCUAACAUUGGCAACAUCUCGGCACAACCUCCUAUAGGAUGGAAUAUGCCUGUUCUAGAAAGUUCACAUCCUGGUCCAAUUGUUUCAAAUGCAGCUGGCCACAGUGUGUGCAAUGACAAUGUAAAAUUUUUUCCACCUCAACCAUCCAGUGAUAGUCAAAUAAGGCACACAAAUGUACCAAGAUCAUCUCCGCUACUGUAUCCAACUGUACCUCACAGUAUUGAACACUCCAAUGCAGCUUGCACUAAAAAUAUGAUUCUUAGGUUUGGAAAACAAGGCUCCACAGUUAGAGAUUUCUUAAAACCCAUUGGUCUUUCUGUCAGCCAUGAUGAAAAGUAUAUAGUAUCCGACAACGCUGGUGACCAGAACAGGAUAUUUAUCUUUAGCAAUAAUGGAGAACUGACAACAGCCUUUAACUGUGGUUGCAAAGUUAAAGAUGUGGCCAUCUCAAAGAAGAAUGAAAUUCUAGCUGCAGUACAUAAGAAUGUUGCUGCCAUACGCCAUUUCACAAUGUCAGGGCAGUGCAAGGGAGAGUAUGGAAAGUUUUUUACUUAUGAAGAACCCUGUGGCAUCUCUGAGUUAAGUAAUGGUGGUGUGGCCCUCACAGGAACUCAGAAUCACUGUGUGUAUAUUCUUACUAAUCAGAUGAAACUAUCAACAAAAUUUGGUCGCAAAGGAAAUGGGGAUGGUUACUUUCAAAACCCUGGAUUUUUAACAGUUGAUUCCAAAGACCAUGUCAUUGUGACAGAUAAAAUCAACAACUCGGUUCAGGUUUUUGAGUCAGACGGCAAAUUCAAACACCGUUUUGGCUCUACGGGUAGCAAUCAUGGGCAGCUCAAAGUUCCCAUGGGUGUAUGUGUUGACAAUGCUGAUAAUAUCAUUGUCGCAGACAGUGAAAAUAACAGAGUAGAAUGCUUCUCUCCUAAAGGUUCCUGGAUAGGGACUGUGGUCCAGAAUACUUUAGAGCUAGGGGAAAGUGUUAAACCAAUCAAUGUAGCCUUCACCCCAUCAGGAAGAGUAGCAGUAUUACUUAGGGGUCCAUACUUUGCAGAAGUAAGAGUCUAUCACUCGGACCAUAAAAAAAAUGUUCCGCAAGAAGGAAUUCGCAAGAAAAAAUAACUUUUAUAAUCAAGAUCACAAGAAAACUUCAUGAAUUUCAGAAAAAACAAACAAACAAACAACAUAAAGCAAGUUUAAGUUGAAUGGAACCCAACAAAACAAAUUAACUCAACGGUGGUGGUAGCGUUUCUACCAUUAACAAAUGUUGUUGUUCUUUGAACUUUAUAUGUGUGUAUAUUAUUCUCACAUGACUGUAUUUGUGAUAAAAGCAACAUUUUUUGUUUCUAUUUAUAUCUAAACCUAUUUUUCCAGUUAUCAUCAAGUUUUGGAAUGUUUGUUAAAGAAAGUAUAUUAAAAAAGCAAUUAGUUUUUGUUGGAACCUUGCUGUAGUUAAGGUGCAUGGAAAAAAGAAAUUAUACACUCAAUGUUUAAAUGAUUUUCUGUAAUAAAAAAAACACUAAACUUAUACAAAUUGACAUAUUAUAAACUUUUUUUAAAUGCAAAUCUAGCAUGAUUGUUUGGUUGUUAGUCAUAUACAUACUCAUGUACAAAAGAAAUUUAGUUUUUCAGCUUAAAAUAUAUAUAUAUAUAUUUAAUAUAUAAUACAUUUAUGCUAUUAAUGUCAAUACCAUAUUAUAUGUUACUGGCAGAGUAUGAAAUGCACGCUUUCUAUUCUAAGUAAUACUAGAUGUGUGCGAUUCAUCAAAACAUUCUGUAGAAUACUCAGAUAUUAAGUACAGGAUUUAAUAUUUGGGUCCAGCAAUUAAAUAGCAGAAAAAUCAUUAAAAUGUUACAAGUUACUGUUAUAAAACUGCCCCUCAUUUCAUAAUGUUUAGAACUUCCGAAACUCUUUUGAAAUAGUGCUAGUUUAGUUUUUUAGUCUGUAAUAAGACUAAGAUGAGGGAAAAGUUGUAUAAAUUAGGAAGCUAGUAAACAUGGGAAAUAUAUUUAAAUAACCUAAGCACAGCUAGUUAAUUGUUGACAUUUUAGUAUCAUUUCUUUUAAUACUGCAAGCUUAUCAUCUAGUGAAAUAGCUAGCCAAUACAUAAUGGCUGCCUGGUCAUGAGGUAUGUGCUCUGGUCUUUCAUCUCAACUGUACUGGGUUCGAACCUUGUCUCCUGCUAUUCUGCAGAGGUUUGGGCUAGGCCCUAAGUCUUCAAUACUGAAGGAAUGUUUGAAACUAACAAGUCAGUCAAUGUCCAUGUUAUGUACUGUGGUUAAAGUUAAGUAAUAGUGCAACACCCCAAUGUUAUAUUAAAAAUAGGUUAAAACAGUCAUCUUCCCAUGGCUGUUGGUGUAGUAGGCCAUUACAUAACAGACAGUGUGCAUAUUUCCCUGCAUCUUUCUACCCUCAAGGGUCAUUAAGUGUCUACUUCAGUCUAAGAAUUUAGUUCUAAAUAAUUUUAUGAAGUGAAACUUUGAAGUUUGUUAAAAAUGCUAAACAAUUCGAUGAAAUUUAAAUAAAAUGAAAUCUUGGUGCAGAAAUUAGGAUAAGUACAGCAGGUUAGGUUAAAAGUAAUGUCUUUUUAAACAGCAAAGUUUCCAAUACAACUAAUUUUAAUUUGCCAAAAAAAAUAUUCAUUCUUAGCCAGCAACAUAUUGUAUCAAAAAGUGUUUUAGACAUGCAUAUCAUUAAUUAGUUGUGUAAUCACACAGAAUAUUUAUGAAUUCUGUUCAGAAGUGAACAUUUCUGUAAUUAUUAGUAUACUCUACCCCUAAAAGAUUUCCUGUGACACUAAUGCUUUUCAUUUGUUCUCAUUUUUUUCCAGUCUGCUUGUUGUGUUGGCACAUCAUGGUAGCAUGUUUGAUUUUCAUUAUUUAAAUGGCUUAGAUUUGUACAUCAUUUUGAAAAAGAAAAUUAAUUCUUUGGAAUUUCAUUUGCUGAAUAACUUUGUAUAUUAUAUUAUAAGAUAACAUUCUAAGACUAUUUGUUGUUUUAAAUAACAGUUUGCUUUUGACAUCUGUGAAAUAGAUUACAUAGUUUAAUUGCUAAGAAAUUGUUAGCUAAUCAUAAAUAUAAAAAAAAUGUACUCCUUUUUGCAUUUGUUUGACGGUGAAACCUUCGCACACCUGCCCUCAGGACCAACCUCAACAAAGUGAAAGUAGGUUGUGUUAACAGAAUGCUUUUAAUAGAGUACUUGUUAUGCAAAAGAUUGUGUUCAGCUGUGAUCUUGCUAAUGAGUUUCCAAUGUGUAUUUAUAAUAAUUAAUAAUAUUCCAUUUUUUUGUUUUAUUUUUUAUCACCCUUUUCUUACUUUCAAUGUGAUACUUAUGCAGAUGUGUUUUAUUUUUUAAUCAUCUGUAAGUCUGUUACUGUUUUGUUCUUCUUUGAUUUUAGACCCCAAAACAUUUCAGUUGCUUAAUUUAUUUACUUUUAAUUUAUUCUCUUUUUUUAAAAAUAGAUAUAAAUGGAAAGAACUUGAAAUGGAAUUCUGUUUGUCUAAUUUAUUGUAGUAGAGAAUAGCUUCAUUAGAACAAACCAAAUAUGUGCACCAGGUUUUCUCAACUUUUUAUUGGUGAAGCUCACCACAUGAACAAGUUAGCAUUCCCUCCUUAGCAAACCUGAGAUGCAGAAAUACAUUCUCCCAAUGAUGCCAACACACUUUUCAUUUUAGUGAAGGAAAAAAUGCAAAUUAAGUCAAAAUUGAAAUGAGAUGUAGACGUUAUGUGUAAAGUACAACACUCAUGAGAAAUGCAACUUUUUGAUAUUAGAAAGAUAUGUAAAAUUGUGUUGGCUAAGACAUGUUGAAAGGACAUCUUAACAUUUAACAUCUUGUGGGCAAAAACACUAUAAAAGGUUUAACCUAGAAAGGUAAAAGAUUUUUUGAGUUAUUUUAAUUUUUUUUAACUUUAGUAAUAAUGUUAUUUUUAUUUAAUCUAUAUUCAAAUGAACUACAAAGUGAAUGCACCAGACUUAAACAACAACACUGCUAGCUCCCCACCCCCAUCACAUGCAGCAGGACACAUCCACAGGUUGAGAAAUACUAAUUUAUGUACAUCGACUGUAUUUUUCUUAUAAUUAUUGAGUAUUUAAAAGUAGAAUCUCAAUGACCAAUGGGCAUUCAGAAAUUAAAAUACAAUUAAAAAAUGUCCCUUUAUUUUUUUAACUAUAUUAUUUUAUCUGAUUUUUUUCUUAAGUAGAAUUGGUCCAAUGAGAUAUUGUUUGCAGCACUCAGGGAGAAUUGAGUCUUAGCUACACAGAUGACAAUUUUAGGCACACAACAGUAGAUACAGUUUGAUUAAUUUCUGCAUUAUAUUCACACAUACACAGACCUUGAAAUAUAACAUGUUGCACACUAGGGGCAGCUCUUGUUUUUUUUUUUUUUUUCUCUUUAAUUUCCUGUUGAUGUCUUGACAUCGUAGUCCAUGAAGAGUGUACAUUUUGUACUAUGCAUUUCCCUAAAACCGGUACCACAUCUUUACACAUAUAUGCAUAUACAUAUUUACUGUUGUCAAUAAUUUAGACAAAAAAAAAUAUAAGACUUUAGAACAUUAUUAGUUAGAAUUGUGUGUUGUUGUUUUUUUUAAAUCUGCUUGUUAACUAGUUAGACUAUUUUGUUUUUUACUUGUCUGACCUGCAAUAUUGAGAUAAUAAAAUUGCAUAGAGUUCUACA